UUUAAAAAUGGCGGUUUACGAAGUAUUUGCACACCCAGAACUUCGUCGCUACAAAACUCAUAUAUGCACCAAAGCUACGCUGUUGACGUUUGUUGUUUUAUUUCUUGUGUUCAUACCACCGCUUUUUGUUGUUUACAGGAGUUAUGGAUUUUGGAAGAAGGAAGAAUAUUACAGGGAGGUUCCUACCGUUUAUUUUAAGAAGCAACUGCUUGUGAUUUUUGAAUUGGAACAGGAGGGGAAUUUUAUUACGUACAGCACAUAUCAAAGAUACAAUCAGUUGCAGCAACAGAAUAUAAGAGUACCUCUUAUCCAGUCAAGAGAGCCAGAUGAAAAUGGUGAUGGGAAAGCAGAUGGACUGGAAUUUAAGUUAGAAAUGCCACUUCAAGACUCGGAGAAGGUGGUUGGUGUAAAACUUCUUCUCUUCUUUGAAUAUAAUCUGCAUAGGUUUUCCUCAUUUAGUAUGGAGUCCUUAGCCUACAUUAACCAUGACUCACCCAAAGCAGGAGCACGACUUGACGUUUAUGGUGAACUCAAUAUAAGGCAGAAGCAGCCUCUAGGACACAGAGGUUCAGAUACAAGAUAUAGUGGUUCCAUAAUAGAUACAACUAGUGUUUAUGCUGAAACAUAUGAUUUGACUGACAUCUUUAAAAAGUAUACAGACAGAAAUGUGACAACACAACUAAAUGCCCCAUACUCUGUUUGGAAGAGUGGUCGAGGUGCAGGACAGCCAUUUGUUAUCAACAGCAACAUAACUUAUACAGAACAAAUGAUAUUAUAUUACCCAGGAUUCUGGUACAUGAUCAAGUGGGGCUGGGUGCAGUAUGUGUCAGUGCUCCUUAUUUUCCUGUACGUAUUUGACAGAAUCAAGAUCUUCAUUUUCCAGAAUCAGUUAGUAACUACAAUGGUGGAGAAACCAUGGAAACGAGAGAAAAUGUCAUGAUGGACUCAGGUUUAGUAGUAUGAGAUUGUAGUGAUCAAAAUAGGAUACGAAGGUGAAUCUAUGGCAGCUUGGUGACAGCUGGCUAUGGGCUUUCCAGAUGUAAGUGAAUAUGAAAAAGACACUAAUGGUUACAUUCCUUGUGAUAUUAUGGUGUAAUGAAGCUAGAUAACAUGUAAAAGAGUGAAUGUUUUAGAGAUGUGCUGAUUUUUAGCCUGAAAAAAUUAUGCAAGAUAGUAACACAGAGAGAUGUUCUUGUUCUUGUAGAUAGUUGUCAUGCUGAAUUCAUUCAGUAUUUGUUCUUAAUUUAUCAGAAUGUACAUUAACAUCAUGUUUGAAUGACAUUUUAUUAAAAAAUAUACAUGUAUAUAUAAAUAAUGAAUGUAUGAUGUUCUUGGAACAGUGAACUGUCUGACAGAAUGUGAUCAUGAAAGAUUUUUCAUUAUAUUUUUUUUUUAUUUUAAUAAAAAUGUAAAAUAGGUGAA
Molecule: messenger RNA, 1422 nt
Organism: Saccostrea echinata
Lineage: Eukaryota; Metazoa; Mollusca; Bivalvia; Ostreida; Ostreidae
Product: transmembrane protein 231-like
Exons: 7
Coding region: 8-940 (310 amino acids)
Biological process (GO): cilium assembly; regulation of protein localization
Cellular component (GO): ciliary transition zone; ciliary membrane
Source: RefSeq, a predicted model, not a curated record